GAUCUCUCUCUCUUUUUUUUUUCUUUCUCCUUCUUAUUUUUACCUACCACCCCCUUUUUGAUCUUGGAUGGCAAAUACAGGAAAUUAGGAGAGCUUUGCAGAUCCAUUCAAGAAGAAAAAAAAAACAGAGCGAGAGAGAAAUCAAAAGACAAGGAGGGAGCCCAAGCCAAAAGGAGGGGAAAAGAGGAAGAGAGACACUGGAAGAAUAUAGCAAGACAAUUCUUGUUUGCUGGUGAUUGUGGGUUUUUUUUGUGUUUUUUAUUUUUUUGGUGUGAUCUGGGUUGAAGAGGAGAAACCCAGGAAGGAGAGGCAGAAGACAUGCCUAGGAGGAAACAGCAGGCUCCAAAAAGGGCUGCAGGUUAUUUUCAAGAUGAGGAAGAUUUAAAAGGUGAAGAUGUGAAGGAGGACGAAGAGGAAGAUGAUGACAGCAGCUCCACAGCUCAACUCCAAGAUAGCACGUACUCACCCACUGAAGAAGAGCAAGAAACAGCCGGGGAAGCCAAAAAGUGCUAUAGUUACCAGAAUUCCCCAGCAAGUCAUCUAUGCAACCAAGAUGGGGAAAAUGAAUCUCUGCUCAGUGAUGUCAGCGACCAGAUGGGAGAUGUCAAAGGCACAUCUUCUUCUUCUAGAGAUGCUCAGGACCCUAAAGCAAGCCCUAUACCCAAGCUUCAAAUUGAGGCACAAGAUUGCAUAGAUAAAAUGAAGACCGCCUAUGCCAACAUACUGUCUGAUUCCUACUGGACAAGCCUGGGACUAAGUCUUAAGGCGCCUCCGUCAGAGAGAAAAAGGUGUGAAAGCCGUAACGGAGGCAACAAAAGUGAAUUCGAUUGGCACCAAGAUGCGCUUUCAAAAAGUUUACAGCAAAAUUUACCUUCCAAACCAAUAUCCAAAGCAAACCUCUUCAGUUCAGUCCAACUGUAUCGCCAAAACUCCAAGAUGUAUGGAACUGUUUUUACAGGGGCAAGUAGGUUCCGUUGCAGGCAAUGCAGUGCAGCUUACGACACUUUGGUAGAGUUGACCGUGCACAUGAAUGAAACUGGACAUUAUCAAGAUGAUAACCACAAGAAAGACAAGCACAGGCCUCCGGAUUACUCUAAACCAAGAAAAAGAGCAUUUCAGGAUAUGGACAAGGAGGAUGCCCAGAAAGUCUUAAAAUGCAUGUUCUGUGGGGACUCAUUUGACUCUCUCCAGGAUCUAAGCGUCCAUAUGAUAAAAACAAAACAUUACCAAAAAGUGCCUUUGAAGGAACCCAUACCAACUAUUUCUUCAAAAAUGGUCACUCCAUCAAAGAAGCGUAUUUUUGAAGUCAACAGGCCCUGCUCGCCAGACUCGACCACCGGUUCAUUUCUCGAUCAUGGUUCCGCACAGAAGAACACAAACACGCAGCUCUCCUCAAACAACCGAUAUGGAUACCAGAAUGGUGCCAGUUACACCUGGCAAUUUGAAGCCUGUAAAUCUCAGAUUUUAAAGUGUAUGGAAUGUGGAAGUUCACAUGAUACUUUACAGCAGCUUACCACACACAUGAUGGUUACUGGACAUUUCUUGAAAGUUACAAAUUCAGCAUCUAAGAAAGGAAAACAGCUUGUUUUGGAUCCCCUGGCAGUAGAGAAGAUGCAGUCACUUUCAGAGUCACCGUCUAGUGACACUCAGACAAAAACAACGAGUUCUCCUUCUGCUUUAUCCACAUCGGAUUCAAAAUCAACUAAAGAGGGUAGUGUGGAUAAUGCAGAUGAAGUACACAAGGAUGAAAAAGAAGACACUAGCGAUGAACGUCAAGAUACUUUUGAAAAACCCUUAGAUCCUACCCUAAAAUAUCAGUACCUACGAGAGGAAGAUUUGGAAGAUGGUUCAAAGGAAGGUGGAGACAUUCUGAAGUCCCUGGAAAACACAGUAACCUCGGCAAUCAACAAGGCCCAAAAUGGAACCCCUAGUUGGAGUGCCUACCCCAGCAUCCAUGCUGCUUACCAAAUCUCAGAGGCCAUGAAACCGUCAGUGUCCCUGGGGUCACAAGUAAUGCAAAUGAGGCCCACUUUUUCCAACAAGUUCAGGCCUAUUGCCCCCAAGUCCAAAUCUUUCUCUCUCACUCCAAAUACUCCACAUCAGUCUCCACCUACACAGGUGAAGGAUGAAGCUGAAGAUACGGAAACCUCGACAGACGCAACAAAAGAGACUAUACAAUCAGAAAUUGUAGGGAAAGAUGAAGAGUCCACUAUACCCGAGACUUUUUCUGAGUCAACAAGGAAAGACUUAAUCUCCCCUAAAAGAGAGGAGAAUGCUAAGAAGAUCUCUGAGAAUGAGCAAGUAAAAAUAAAUGAUCCCAUUGACCCAUCCCUUAGCAAUAAUGAUUGUUCUCCUUUGCGCAGCUCAGCAAAUCAGUCUCCGGAUUUACCUUGCGUGAAUCCACUUAGUGCUCUACAGUCUGUUUUAAAUAACCAUUUGGGUAAAGCUUCAGAGUCUUUAAGGUCUCCUGCUAGUGCAAACUCUAGCAUAAUUAAUAUGUUUCAGAAACAUACUUCAAACAGAAUUGAGAAGCCAGUUGCAUGUUUAACACCUCCACGUCCCACAAGCCAUUUUAUGUUUGACAACACUGACCAACCAAUUGAUCUUACCAAAUCCAAGUCCAAGAAGGUAGAGUCCGCCAAGGCACAGUCUUGCACGUCACCCCCUCAGAAGCACGCUCUAUCGGACAUAGCUGACAUGGUUAAAAUUCUUCCGAAAGCUACUACCCCAAAGCAUGUUUCUCCUAGAUUGGCAUCCAUAAAGAUGGAGAUAGACUCCAAACGUUUUGAAGAUGUCUCGACGGAAGUGUCUUCAUUGCAUAAAAGGAAAGGAAGACAAUCCAACUGGAACCCUCAACAUCUCCUCAUUCUACAAGCCCAAUUUGCUUCAAGCCUCUUUCAAACAUCGGAAGGAAAAUAUUUGUUGUCAGACCUCGGCCCUCAAGAGCGCAUGCAGAUUUCUAAAUUCACAGGACUUUCCAUGACUACUAUUAGCCACUGGUUGGCCAACGUAAAGUACCAGCUCCGAAAGACAGGAGGGACUAAAUUUCUGAAAAACAUGGACAAAGGACACCCCAUAUUUUAUUGCAGUGACUGCGCAUCUCAGUUUAGAACACCUUCUAGCUACAUAGGCCACUUAGAAACACAUCUAGGCUUCCAGAUGAAGGAUAUGAAUAAGUUGGCAAUCGCACAGCAUACCAAGGUUGAAAAGGAGGUUUCAAGGGUAGCUGUUCAAAAGUCACCCCAACCCACGGCAGGUGAAGAGGAAACAGACUGUAAGUUUAAGUGCAAGUUGUGCUGUCGGACAUUUGCGAGCAAGCACGCCGUCAAACUCCAUUUAAGCAAAACUCACAGCAAAUCGCCAGAACACCAUUCACAGUUUGUUACGGAAGCAGACGAGGAAUAAUUUGUAAAUUAUGCAUUUAAUCUUAGUUUGACUUUUUGUUUUUUCUCUCUCUGUACAGUUUAUGAAACCAAGAAAAUGGGCUUGUAUGCUUUCAUAGUAGUAGCAAACCUAAAGAAAUGUAAGGUGUCUGUCGAUGUAUAAAUUGGUCAAAUUUGCAUUAAAUAGGGAGGAAUAAUCUCCCAUUAUGCAUUCAAAUAUAAUUUCCAUUGGUUUUGCCAACGCUGCUAUUAACCAUUUCUCUGGUUGUGGGAUUUUAAUACCCUUUGCUCUAUUUUUUAGUACCAAGGGCCUCUUUAUAGUUGAUAAGGUUCUCGGGCACUUAAAAAUCUCAAUCCACGUCAUUCAAACAACUCCUAACGACAAAAUGUACAAUGAUUUCUCCAUUUUAUGAUGAUCUCCAAAGAAACAAUAAAGACUUGACUUUGUUCUGGGUCAUCCGCAUUUCCAUGUUA
Messenger RNA from Spea bombifrons (plains spadefoot toad), 3857 nucleotides. RefSeq names its product teashirt zinc finger homeobox 2 (gene TSHZ2). The record is from RefSeq and is a predicted model, not a curated record. The coding region runs from base 319 to 3405 and encodes 1028 amino acids. The transcript has 2 exons. Gene Ontology annotation, biological process: regulation of transcription by RNA polymerase II. Gene Ontology annotation, cellular component: nucleus. NCBI's taxonomy places the organism in Eukaryota, Metazoa, Chordata, Amphibia, Anura, Pelobatidae. Gene Ontology annotation, molecular function: DNA-binding transcription factor activity, RNA polymerase II-specific; DNA binding.